Molecule: messenger RNA, 2364 nt
Organism: Mobula hypostoma (lesser devil ray)
Lineage: Eukaryota; Metazoa; Chordata; Chondrichthyes; Myliobatiformes; Myliobatidae
Gene: dedd
Product: death effector domain containing
Exons: 4
Coding region: 1195-2130 (311 amino acids)
Biological process (GO): regulation of apoptotic process; extrinsic apoptotic signaling pathway via death domain receptors; apoptotic process
Cellular component (GO): nucleolus
Molecular function (GO): protein binding; DNA binding
Source: RefSeq, a predicted model, not a curated record
GGCAUCGCGGCUCUACCAAUUUAUACCCGAGGAAGAUGGCGGUGGCGCUGAAGAAGCAGAGGAGGCGGCAGCCACGGCGCUGAAAGCAAAGGAGACGUGCUCCAGACGGUCGAGGGAGGCGUUUAGCAAAAAGGGAAAAUUACAGUACAACCAGCAGAAGUGAUUGCGUGAAGCUCCACCCCUCCCCAAGCCUUCGUCCCAUUGGUUAAAGCAGCAAAGAUGGCUGUCCAUUGAGUAGAAACCCCUUUCCAAUCGGCUGGAGUUGGUUAUUGGCAUCUCUUCGUUUUCCUGCUCCCUCCCAAUACAUAACUUUGGGCUGGUUGUUAUCCCGAACCCUGACCCUGAACUGCGAGAAAAGGGGCAGGUAACUGCGCCGCUUUCCCCGAAACCCCCCUUCCUUUGGUCCAGCUUUUUGGAACAAGGCUUUCAUAUUGUUUGGUCGGUUCCAUUUCACCUCUUUCCAUCCGUUCCCUGCCUUGGCUAUAAAUCCUCAGCUCAAAAGUCUGGCUGGAGCUGUCUUCCCUUGGCAGCCUCUUUUUCCUCGUUUUUGCCCUGGGUCUAUUUACCUGUCCCUCUUUUCCCAAAGACCUUACUUUGUGACUGUCUGCCUUGACCCUUGAGUCACCAUCAGUAGUCAGCCUAUCAGUCUAAAUCAAAAUAUCGAUUCUAUUUAUUAAAUUUUUUUGGUAGGAGCAAAGUUCUAUUUGUAAUUCUGAGGGGAUUUUUACUUCAAUCAAUCCACUUUAAUAACCAGGAACUCUGAAAUUUCAGUUUCCUGCGCAGGGUAGGAUAGUAUCCCUGGAUCUGGAAGCCCUUAUUUUAACUGAGGACUCCCUGGCCCCUUUCCCCGACACCUUCAAUCUUGGCUCUUUCUUUCCCCCACCUCUUUUUCUGAGAAGCUACUUUGCAAGGCUCAGUGCCACGUUAGCAGGGGCUUCAAUAUCUCCUCCAGUGUCUCUUUGUGCAGGCCACACAGAGCAGGAGGAAGGGGGAGCCCACUUUCUGCAUAUAGCUGGGUGGUGGGCAGGUGCUAAUGGAACGCAGAAGAGUCUGACUGUCCUAGUGGCAGAGUCGUGCAGCUCCUCUUUUUUGAGGUUCAGGCCCACCUCUUCAAAGGGAGGACAGGACUUGUGGAGGGAAGGGUUGUUUCUCUUUGAGGACCUAGCACCCCUCUCCACGUGCCCCUCACCUACCAUGGCAGCAAAAGGGAAGCGGAGUGGCCAGCAGUGGCCUGAAGACCAGCUGAUCCAGCAGCACGGGCUGCACUCGUUGCACCGCAUGUUCCAGAUCGUGGGGGCCCAGCUCACCCACCGGGACGUGCGGGUGCUCUCCUUCCUCUUUGUGGACGUCAUCGCCGACUACGAGCGGGGACUGAUCCGGAGCGGCCGCGACUUCUUCCUCGCCCUGGAGCGGCAGGGGCGCUGCGACGAGACCAACUUCCAGCACGUGCUGCAGCUCCUGCGCAUCAUCACCCGGCAUGACCUGCUGCCCUACGUCACACUCAAGAGGCGCAAGACUGUGUCACCGGAUCCUGUGGACAAGUAUCUGGAGCAGAGUUCUGUCACCUAUCUUGUACCCCGAAGCCUGGCUGCUGAGGGAGCGACAGAGCACAACAAACCAGGCCGUUUACUGUGUUGUGCCCCCGUGGCUCCUCACCCCCUACGACAGAGAGUGCACCGUGGCCGUGCUGUGGGGGGCCGGCGGGGAAAGCAGAAGAUUGCUGUGCUGGACAGCAAGGAGAAGCAAACCUGCGACAUCCGUCUGCGUGUGAGGGCCGAGUACUGUCAGCACCAGACGGCGCUGGAGGGCAAUGUGUUCUCCAACAAACCUGGGCGGCUGGAGCGCCAGUUUGAGCGGUUUGCACAGGCCAACACCAUCCUCAAGUCCCGGGACCUAGGCUCCAUCAUUUGUGACAUCAAGUUCUCCGAGCUUACAUACCUGGAUGCCUUCUGGAGGGACUACAUCAAUGGCUCACUGCUAGAAGCCUUGAAGGGCGUCUUCAUCACCGACUCGCUCAAGCAGGCCGUGGGCCACGAGGCCAUCAAGCUGCUGGUCAAUGUGGACGAAGAUGACUACACAGCGGGUCGGCAGCGGCUGCUGCGCAAUCUCAUGCUGCAGCACGGGCCCUGAGGGUGCAGGGCAAAGGGCAGCUGUCCCCCACCACACCAGCUGAGGGAGGGUGGGGAGGGAUUCAGAAGUCUCAUUCCUCCCCCUUCCACUCUCUCUAUCGACCACUUACUCUUUCACCUCUCCUCCCCUCCCCACCACCACCACCACAGCCCUCCUCAUUCUUUCUCCAGUUCUCCUGCCCGCCCCAACUCCUUGGGCUCCCGGUUCUUGGUCUAUCACCCACCCUCCCAGCCC